Molecule: messenger RNA, 1090 nt
Organism: Sphaeroforma arctica JP610
Lineage: Eukaryota; Ichthyosporea; Ichthyophonida
Exons: 3
Source: RefSeq, a predicted model, not a curated record
GUUUAUACGUAUCAUUAUACCACUAUGGACACCAGCGAAAAACACAGAUACCGAACUCGCCGAAGCCAAUCUAGCGCCGGGUGCAAUUCUGGUACUACUACCAAAUAGUGAAGUGCUGCGACGGUAUCUGGACAUACUAUACGACUUCAAGGCCUACGCAGGCACGCUCUACACACUCCAAUUAGUACAACCAUUACAUCCGGUUACACGCGAGCCAGCACCCGAACCACCACCCAGUCCCACGCCGGUUGAUAACGGGGAAGGAAUUACGGCCAAAGCGUCUAGUUAUGCGAACUCGUUAUUUGGCCGCUUCAGGAAAUACGACAGUAGACAUGCGCUGACCUUAGCCGCCGAUGGCAUAGAGAGCACUGCGAACAGAUUAGGACUCUCGGCACCGUUAUUGAGCGCGGUGGAGGGGAUGGAGUUAUUCCUGGAUCCUCAGACGGAAUAUCAAUUGUCAAAGGAAGAGCUUCGGAAGGACACAGUCCCAUACUAGCAUCAGGCCUACGCGAUACCUCACUGUAGUAACCUGCUUAUAUGUUGCACGCAUGUAGCCACCGGCUUACAGGCAACUUGAUGGUUGGAUCCGACUUGUGGAAUACAUGAUUUGUAGUGCCAGACUUUAAUACGGAUUGCAUGGGGGUAGUAUCAUGCUUAUGGAUGGCUUGGCCUGCCAUACACUAGUGUCCGGCGUAUGGGUUAUAUGGCCCUUCAGGCCUGCUAUUCUUGCCUUCUAGAAAAGUAUAUGUACUGAACUAAGGCUCUCAUGAGGUGGUAAUCGCCUUUCCGUAGCGGAGUUGAAUGCUCUUUGUUUGUCUCUCAGAUAUGUUUGCGGUUCGUCUCUAGCUUGACAAGAUGCACAUGCCCUACAUGUGGAUUGAAGUUGCUCAAGUAUUCUUUGUAGCUUCUAGAUAUUCUUAUAUAUAUUUAUAUAGAGUCCUGGUGAUGCUCCCUAUUCUAUUUAUAGUCCCCUGUGACUAUAUAGUUUCGUGUAGCCCAAGCCUGGCUCACCUAUCCUAUCAGCAAUACUAUUCAUCAGAGAGGGAAGCAGCGGGUGCUAGACAACGCCUUCCAAGGAUCCACAUAUGCA